Molecule: messenger RNA, 1105 nt
Organism: Neltuma alba
Lineage: Eukaryota; Viridiplantae; Streptophyta; Magnoliopsida; Fabales; Fabaceae
Product: kinesin-related protein 6-like
Exons: 1
Coding region: 94-915 (273 amino acids)
Source: RefSeq, a predicted model, not a curated record
UCCUCCUAAUAUACGCAUAGAUACACAUAUAUAAACAGACUAGCUUUUUAGCCAGGCCUCACAAACUAAUUAUAGGCUUUUUCCGAUUAAUCCAUGAAGUGGGAAAGCAAAGUACUCGCUGCUAAUCAAAUGAUUUCUAGUUGUCUGUGCUUCUUCAAGAUUAUUCCAUCACCGUCAUGGAUCUUUGUUGUGCCUGCUUCGUUAAUCUCACUUCUUUUUGCCACUUAUCUUGUUCCUGGGUUUGGUUUCUUGUCUGUUUUACUCUACACAUCUCUGGUACUUGUUUUCUCUACCAUUUUCUGCAUUUGUACUGCAUCGAAACAUCAAAAAGCAGUCUGUGAUUUCGUUUGUGAAACUAAGAGUUCUAUGGUGGAAAGCUCAGAUCAAAGAGAAGAUAUUGCAGAACCAAAGGAGGAGGAGAAGGAGGAGGAAGAAGAAGAGGAUGAUAAUAAUGGUGGUCAAGAAAAGGCGUCCUCUUAUGCAGAGGAAAGCUCAGAUCAAAGAGACGAUAUUACAGAAGCAAAGGAUGAUGAUGAAGACAAUAGUGGAGGUGGAAGUGAUGCUAACAAAAAUAACUACUCAACCAGAUCACCAGAUUCAUUGUCAAAUAGUGAAGCUCAUCAUCAAGAGAUGUCAACAUCUGAGGAAUCUGAUGAACUUGAUUGCUAUUGGCCCUUAGAUCGAAGCGUUGACGGCUCAGAUGGGUCGAUUUCUGAUGAAGAAAGCCUUAUAGAAAUUGCACUUCCAACAGGACACUUGAAGCAUCAGCAGCAACAGCAGCAACAAAGUCUGAUGAUGAUGGAGUUGUUAGCAGAAUACAAUUUCGAUAUGAACGAGGAAGACAACUUGAUAGAAAUCGACAUAUCCAUGGGAUCCAUUAAGUCCUACUCAUCAAGGUUUGAAAUACAAGCUUGAAACUAAUUAACAAAUAACUCUGUCUUUAAUUACCUAUAUAUCAGUUUCACUUUUUUGAUCCACACCUUCAUAUAUAUUUGGUGGGAUUUGAGAAUAUAUUGUAAAAACGGGUCAUAUACUUAAUUUUACUGUGUUUUUUCCCUUCAAUGUUAUGUUGUAAAGUGCUCAUGUGCAGUGAGAAGCUUCUUUC